AUGCAGGCUCCGACCCAGGACAACAUGUUCUCCUCUUCAGCUGCCAGCCAUUUCCAGCCGCCGCAGUAUCGAGACGAUCAGCAGUAUUUUCAGGCUCAGGCACAACCGCAAGGUAUGCCUCGCAACGAUUUCUCCACCAACCAGUCAAUACCUCCUCAUAUGAUCAACCAGCAUGCGCAGUUUCAAGGUCAGAUGCCUUCACAUCUGCAGUCGCACAUGACCGCUCCUCCGCCGCCCCCGCAGCAGCAGCAACAGCAGCAGCAGCAGCAACAGCAGCAGCAGCAACAGCAGCAGUUCGCUUUCCAGCAUCAGAAUCCAUUCGCUUCUCCCAACCGCACAACGCAGCCAGACCAAUCCAUCUUCUCGCCCACCUCACAACCAUCCACCAUUCCUGCGCAGCGUGCACCUCUAAGGCAGUCGCUACCUGCAUCUGCGACCAGCAUAGCAGCCUCCUCAUCUCAGCACUUUCCAGCCAGCUCGAGCCAGUUGCAAGCUGCUUUGCUCCCCCCAACAAAGCAGCAAGCGCUAGAAGCCAAACGCACUGACCUCACUACAUUCGAGGAUCCCAUCGCCGAAGCCUACAUUGCCGGACAAACCCUCGACGAGUCUUUCUACUCAAUUGCUCCCCCAGGUACCGUCUGGCCAGCAGAUGGAACGAUCCCGCUCGAUGUCAACUUGAUGCUUCCGCCUCUGUCGACAGAUCCGAACCAUCCUUCACAAGCGUUUGCAACCGCACAGGCAGCCUACGUCCAGCCCUUCUCAGCUAACGACAAUGACAUCAACGGUGGAUCCGACAUGUUCCAUUCCGCUGCUGCGAUGUUGGAUCAUGCUGCAUUCUCGCCUAUCACUGAGAUCACGCCUGACGCAGAGGGCGAUCCUGCAGCGCCCAAGGGUCCUGGCGAGAAAGACAAGCACGCCCCACAGGAUGGUGCCAAUGGAGGCUCAACAUCAGCUUCCGCCUCCAUAGACGCUAUUCCUCCGCGUCGAAGAACACGUCGAAGGCAAAACAUCAGUUGCGAUCAGUGUCGAGCCUCCAAGCGAGGUUGCGAUUUCCAGCUGCGGCUUGAUGCAGAUGGCAACGAUGUUUCUCAAGGCGGUAGACAGGAUGAUGACCACACCCUCAACGACAACACUGGUGACAAGCGCAAGAUGUCCGAUGUUGGCCAAGAAGCUUCUGGAGGCAACAAGCUCGUCUGCUCCAACUGUCAGCGAAGGGGCAUUCAAUGUACCACUAACUUUGCCGAUUCCGUCCGAGAAAGCAAGCAGGCCAACUUCAAGGACGAGCCGAUGCCACAAGGCACCAAGAAGCGUGCCAUUUCCGACGACUCUUCCGAGAACGGUGUGCGAGCUAAAUCCGUCUCCACCGACGGUAGCUCGCCAAGCGCCCACAGCAGCGAAGCAAGAGAUCAGCUCAUCAGGACUUUCCAAAGUCGAAACGAGUCGCAAAUCUUGGCUACUACUGGUCCUAAUGUUCGGUUUGCGAUGCGCGCUGACUCGCUACUCCUCACAACCAACAGAAUGCGGUUGUACGUGCACACGGUUGAGCCCAACGCGAAUUUGUGGCUUUCCCGAGCUUGUUCGCCUCUCCGCACAGAUGGCGAUCUAGGAGCAUACAUCAAAAGCGCCAUUGGUAUAGAAGCUCUAAACCUCUCCCAACGACUUUGGGCCUCCUGGCACGUCGACGCACCUUCCUCUCGCAAAGAACAUCAACCCAACCUCUUCUACCUCGUCUACGGUCUCGAUCAUCUCGGCGGCGAAAUGGGUGUUUGGGGCGAAAAACCACAACAGAUCCCAUCCAAUUUCGCAACGGAACCCAACCUCUCUGGGCCAGCACAAGAAGCUCAAGCAAGCAUCAAUGAUAUCAAACAUAUCUUUUCCGAUGUUCAAGGUAUGGGACCAGGUGGUUGGAGGAGGUCCAAGAGGGAUUUGAUGAUAGAUGAAGCCGUGAAAGCUGCUAUGCUGGCCUAUGCUUGCCAGUUUAGAUUGGAUGAUGAAAUGACGUCUUCCAGUGUUGAUGCAGCCUCGAAGCAGGCUGCGGACGGGAAGAAUCAUAGAGAUGCGCAUGAUAGGAUUGCAACGGCCGCAUGGAAGAGGGCUAGAUCGCUGAUUUUACAGUUGGCUCCGAGGAGGUCGUGUAGGAUAGCAUAUGGGUUGUUUUUGUUCGGCGUAACAGCGCCUCCUCCGGGGGCUUUGGCGGAGGGUGGGGCGAGGAGUGGAGCGGAUGCUGCUGAAGAUGCGGCGUUCGCACUAGAAACUGCCUCAAGGCAUUUGGAGUGGUUUGUGAAGAGGUGUAGAGAUUUGCUUCGAUCCGUGGAUAAAGCGUCGAAAAACCCCUUACUGAGUGGCAAUCCAGAGGUGGUCAAGCAGAGAAGGGUUGCUUCCGAUUUGAUGGGCUUGGCUGAAUCGUUGGGUUGGUUUGGGCUGCUGAUUGAUACAGUUACCCAUGUUAGUCAGAAUCGUAGAUCGAGUAUGCGGGAGGAUAACUUGGUUUAUCAGUCCACUGGGAUUGGUUCGGGCACCGACCCAGGCGUGGCUCAUGGACCGGUGCCUUCGCCGGGUAGCGCCAAUAGUCCACCCGAUAGAACAGCGGAGGCUUUGUUUGCGAUGCAAGAUGCGAUCAACCUUCUCCCGGCACGACAAGCCCCACCUGGUGCUUUCCCAGGUACAUCGGAAUCGUAUAUGCACGAAGAGUCGGAAGUGGAUGGAUCCUUUCAAGUGGAAACGGAAAUGUCAAGGAGGAUCAUGGAACGUGCUGCUUGCGCCCGAGACCUCAUCCCUGCUCUACUUCGAAAUCCUGGUGCCCUAGCCAACGCGAUUCCGUUUGACGUGCUGAUUGGGGCUAACGAUCCAGAUGCACCAGGUCCAGCAGGAGGCAGUAUUAUCAAUAUCAACAAUCCCGGUGGAGGGCUAAACGAACAGGUUGUAUUGUUGGGUGUUGCUUGGGGUACAGCGGUAGAGGUGUAUAUCUGGAGAAGGGUGGGGGUAUUGCAAGCUGCAACAGAAGCUUUUCUUUCCAUCAAUGAUCCUGUUCAAGCUCUCGUUGCAGGUGGAGGGAGUAUUGUUAGUGAAAAGGUGGACAAGAUGGUUAUGAACGUGUUGGAGGCCAUUAGGUUGUUCCAUAACAUCUUUGAUCAUUUGAUUGCGAGGGCAUUGGAUGAAUUUGUGCAUCUUUCGAGGCAAGGUAGGACAAUGCUUUCGUUCUUUGUCAUACACAUUCAUUUGGGUGUAUUGCAUUUUACGCAAUUGGCGAAGAAGAUAGAGCAGAAGGAAUUGGAGUUGAUUCAAGCGUUUAACGCUUCCAUUACUGCCAAUGCUGGGGGAGGAUCACCAGAGAAGGCGGUUGCAGUUUCGCCCAUGUCGGUUACUUCCCCCACACCACCCACACAGCAGCAAAGGGGAGGCAAGACUUCCCCCGCCACCACCUCCCCCUCUUCCACCACCUCGCCUUCCUCCACCGCCGCACUCUCCGGGAUACCGAAAACCCACUUACGCUCAACCAUGCUCCAUUCCUCCGUCGAACGUCGAAUAGUAGGCCGACAAGCAGCAUUCGGAAUGGCAAGAAUGGCAUCGCUAAUCAACGCCGAAUCCGCAUCACUAAAAGCAGCAGCUAAGAUGGGUCGUCAACCAAACCCACGCGCACCUAACGACGGGAAGAAACGAAAAGGUUUCUUCUAUGCUCCUAACGCAGAAGGAAACGAUUUUACCCCCAUAGAAGAUUCCGCCGAUGCGCCCUGGAGACAUCCUUAUCCUGCAAUGGUGGCCGAUAGCUUGAAGCUCAGUAGCCAACAGUUGAAUGAUGAAAUUUGGGACCUACUCAUAGCCGUUCCGAGGAACGAAGCCGAGCUGGAAGAGUUGAUGAACGCUUUCGAGGUGCUACUGGAGGGGUUCGGGAGGAUGUUGCAUGCUGUGCCGGGGUUAGGAGGGUAUAAGGGGACGCUGGAUGAUUUGAGAAAUGCUAGGGAUACGGCUAGAUUCGUUGCUAGCCAGGCGAGUGUGUAG
Messenger RNA from Ustilago hordei, 3999 nucleotides. RefSeq lists its product as uncharacterized. Gene Ontology annotation, molecular function: zinc ion binding; transcription cis-regulatory region binding; DNA-binding transcription factor activity, RNA polymerase II-specific. The transcript has a single exon. Gene Ontology annotation, cellular component: nucleus. NCBI's taxonomy places the organism in Eukaryota, Fungi, Basidiomycota, Ustilaginomycetes, Ustilaginales, Ustilaginaceae. Bases 1 to 3999 code for a protein of 1332 amino acids. The record is from RefSeq and is a predicted model, not a curated record. Gene Ontology annotation, biological process: regulation of transcription by RNA polymerase II.